Drosophila montana is the source of this 649-nucleotide messenger RNA. RefSeq lists its product as uncharacterized. The record is from RefSeq and is a predicted model, not a curated record. The transcript is spliced from 2 exons. The coding region runs from base 149 to 649 and encodes 166 amino acids. Lineage: Eukaryota; Metazoa; Arthropoda; Insecta; Diptera; Drosophilidae.
ACUCAUAAAGCGUUUUGAUAAUAAGUUGCUACAUUUUCAGGGCCACUUGCGGGCUAUAGUCGGGCUGCCAGGUGUUGAAAAGGGAUCAGCAGAGGCGUUGCGUGAGUUGAGUGACAAAAUUAACUCUCAUCUUCGGGCGCUUAGCACCAUGUCAACAACUGAGGAGCUGGCUGACGGAUUACUCAUACACACAAUAUCGCACAAGCUUGAUCACCACACCCAGGAAAAGUGGCAGGAGGCGCUUGCAACGGAUAAGCUACCCAGGUGGACGGAUAUGUCGGCGUUCUUAGAGAAGAGAUGCCGCAUGAUGGAAAACUUGAAAGGCGCUACGGCACCUACGCCUAGCCACCAGAAAACCCGAAUGACUUGGAGAUACUCACGCCUGGGCACUUCAUCUGGGUCAAAGCCAAUGCGAGCCAGACAUAACUCACCUAAGCAUAGGUCGCCUCAGCCGUUGGCAGCGAAUAUGUCACAUGCAGCAAUCAUUUUGGAAGAAAUGGAGUACAUCGUAUUUGUCGUUGCUCCAAGAGCGCGGGAAAUGGCGAUCGUCCAAGCCAAAUCUUCAGGCCGGCAGCAUCGAGCUGCUCAAGGAGGACAAUGCACCACUCAGGUGGCCGCUUGGUCGAGUCGACAGCGUCAUCACGGGUGA